AUGGAACUUCAUCUGAUUCAAGGUUACGGCCUAUACUUUGCGCACAAAUGAAAUGCAUGAGUAUGCUUACGCGCCCUGAUGAUGAACAAGGUGAUGUGAACCAGGUUAUGAAAAGAACUGACUCUGAAGAUACAAAGUCGUUGAUAUUUUUCAAUCAGCAAGGAUGUUCAAGUCCAACAUUUACUAUUGAGGCCCUCGAAUCAGAGAAAAGCAGUUAUUAUUAUUUUCUCAAGCAUCAUACCUGCUAUGAUUUACUCCCCGAAAGUGCAAAAUUGGUAAUCCUCGAUACUGAUCUCAGUAUUAAGAAGGCAUUUUAUGCCCUUAUAUAUAACAAUGUACGAGCCGCGAUACUUUGGGAUUCAUCAAAGCAAAACUAUAUAGGAAUGCUAACUAUAACCGAUUUUAUCAAAGUUUUGGUUACUUUAUAUCCUCCAGACGGUGGAAAAAUGGAUGAAUUUGAAGAAGGCUCUAUUUCAAGUUGGAGGAAAAUCAAUAAAAGUUUUGCUAUCCUCCCAUUGGUUCAUGUUACACCAGAGUGUUCUUUAUUGAAUGCAUCAAAAAUGCUGUUACAAUAUCGAUUUCAUCGAUUGCCUAUUAUUGAUAUGAUUCAAGGGAAUGCAUUGCAUAUAUUAACGCAUAAACGAAUCCUUAAGUAUUUACACUUAAAUAGACAUCAUUUACCUACAGCAAAGUUUAUGUAUAAAAGUUUAAGAGAACUUAAACUAGGAACUUAUUUGCCAAAUGUUCAUUCGAUUACAAAAACUACAACUAUUAUUGAAGCAUUGAGAAUAUUUCUGAAAAAAAAGGUAUCGUGUUUACCAAUAGUUGAUGAAAAUGGUCAACUUAUUGAACUAUAUGCUAAAUUUGAUGUGAUUAAUUUAGCUGUAACUCUAACAUAUAACAAUCUUGAUAUUCCUGUAUAUGAUGCACUUGAAUUUCGUAGAUCAAACAGAGAUCGUUAUCCACCUCCCCUAACAUGUUUAAAAUCGGAUGAACUACAAAAUGUUAUGGUGAAAAUUAUUGAAUCCGGUGUUCAUCGACUUGUUGUUGUAGAUAAUAUGAAUAAACUUGAAGGAAUUAUAUCCUUAUCAGAUAUAUUAAAAUAUCUUACUGGUUGGUCAGAUGGUACAGGAUCACCAGUUAGAUCAGAUAUUAUUAAAAUGCAUAAAUUUGUUAUCAAUAAUAGUAAUCCAUUGCGUAAUUCACACUCAUAACAUCUUCAUCUUAUCACUUCUCGUUAAAAGAUUAUGUAAUUGAAUUAAAAAGAAAUUGACAACACGUAUGCUUUUAUUUUAAGUUGUAGCAUUCAUUUUACAACAGAAAGUCUUAUUUAUCCUACCGAUUUUUAUACCCGUGAAUCAAAAGGGAGAGAGAGAGAGGUAGAGAGACGUAGACAGACUGGAGACAAUGACUUUUCCUCCUCGACCCUCCUCUAUUCCCCUUCUUUGGAACUCUGAAGUUUCUAUUCACAUCUAGGAUUCAGUUUGUACACACACACACACACGAAGACAUUUCUUUUCAUCCUGUUUUCUCUGACUUUUCCUAUCAUCAGUGAGAUGCGCCCGCCCUUUUCUCUGUUUCUCUCUUACACACACUUACAAUCGUUUGUUUUUAUUUCUAAUUUUUGUACUUUCAUCUUAUUUGUUAUGGUUUUCGUCUAUAUAGCUAAAAAGAAAAAAGAACCCAGCCAACAGACCAUCGAAUCAACCCAGAUUAUAUUUCCUUAUCCUUAUGUGAGUAAUAAUAAUAGUGAUAACUCCCCCCCACACACACACACAUACAUGCAUACACAGAUACAUAUACUGUAUGUCUUUCGGAUGAAAAUAAAUAAAUGAUCCCAAUGACUACAUGAGAAGAUAUUCUUAUUCUUAUAAAGAAGAAUGCGGGUGUUCGUGACACACCUCUAAUUCUCUCAAUGUCAUCUAGGAUGGAUAUUGUGAAAUGAAUAACAGAUGUUUUGACAAUAUUAACAAUAAUAAUAAAAGAACAUCGA
Molecule: messenger RNA, 1993 nt
Organism: Trichobilharzia regenti
Lineage: Eukaryota; Metazoa; Platyhelminthes; Trematoda; Strigeidida; Schistosomatidae
Source: the annotation of a GenBank genome assembly